AUGAGUAAUCCGAAACGUCGAAGAUCCAAUGUAGAAUUUUUGGAUCUAAAAAACAUUAUUGAAUCUCCACCUAUGGAUCUCGAUGCUGAUCAGAAUAUCAGAAAGUCAAAAAGACUUCGUCGUGAUUCUAUAUGUCUAUCAAAGUCAGAAAGUAAAGAGCCUUCAAAACCAUCCAGAGCACCUCGAAGAAAGUCAUUGAGAUGCCCAUUAAAGCAAUUAAAUUCGCAUGAUAGUACAUCCACUAAUCCUACUCAACUAACUGUUCAAAUGAAAAAUGACCUACCACACAUGGAUGUUAGUUCUAUCAAUACUAUUUCAUUUGGUAAUCUGUCAAUUUCAUCACCAAACAAGUCAGAAAAUACUAAAUUAUCUCGUCCAAGUUCUUCAUUUAUUCCUGCAUUUGUUUCAGAUUUUUACCUCUCUAAAAGAUAUAUUCCCCCUAAGCACAGAGGGUUAGCCACAGUAGUUGAAGAUUCUGUUAAACGGAGUCAGCGACGUCCUAGAUCGUACAAAAAGACCGAACUUUCACCAAUAAGACGACAAAUAUUUACAGGCCAAACUCUUGAGGAAGCUUGUGCCCCUACAGCUGCUGGUAUUGCUCCUCUAGACCCAGAACUUGUGUUGUCAGCUACACGUAAACGUGUUAUCAGGCGUCAAAGGCUUGCGAAAAAGUUAGGGUUUCGUGGCAUUAGUAUAUCCAAGCAGACUGAAGAGAACUUUGCUAAAUUUCUUUCACAAUCAAAUUUGAAUUCUUCUCACAGUAGCUCAGCAUCUAUCUGA
Molecule: messenger RNA, 780 nt
Organism: Schistosoma guineensis
Lineage: Eukaryota; Metazoa; Platyhelminthes; Trematoda; Strigeidida; Schistosomatidae
Source: the annotation of a GenBank genome assembly